CCGGUGCGCGAGAACCGACUCGUAUGCGCGUCAAUUUAAUCGUCAAAGCCAAACUACAAGGUCUGUAAAAAUAAAAAAAUAAAACAAUAAAAUAAAAACCUAGAUCGUUUGAAACGGAUAAAACAAAAAAAGCUGAGCGAAUGAUACUCGUUCCUGGACCCGCCAACGCGUAAGUCUCGUCGCGUUGCGUGUGACGAUGGAAGAACCAGAUUCGCGUAAAUCAGUGUCUUGCGGCAGGGAAGGGCCGUACUAUUCGACGCUGAACCGACCCGGCAGGUCUCCGUCGACCAGGUCCACCCCGUGCAGGUCUACCUCGCGCAGAUCUACCCCGGGCCGGUCCGCAUCGGGCAGAUCUACUUCGGUGUGCAGCAGAUCUACCACGGACAGGUCGACGACCCCCGAAGCGCCGCCGGUGCCGCCGGCCACCUAUCACUGGGAGGAAGUGAGAAGAAAACGGUCGGUGGGCGGAUAUCCGUGGACGCAUCUCAACAAACCGCCGUUCGAUGAAAACACCUGGGUGAAGUAUGAAAGGGAUCACGUAUACGAACCUGUCACGCCAGCAGCGAGCACUGACCGGAUAUCUCCGCCCGCUGUUAAUCCAAUAAAAGAUGAUAACCGUCAUUUUCUACGUAUACCAUUGACAGAAGAACUCGUAAUGGCCGACGACACGGGUUCGGAACCUGAAAAUGAACAACAACAUCWAGAACGAMGACUUAACAGAAAAGAAGAAGACAACGAAGACGAUGAAGAAGACGACGACGAAGAGGAUAAUGACGAUGACGACGGAAAUGUCGACAAAAAAAACAUAAGAUCCGACGAAUCGAUUUAUGAGGGUGAAAACGAAAACUCGUCUUUGGGUGAUGUAGAAUCCGGUAAUACGCGUAUGAAGGUGUUCCAACAAAAAGUCAAAGUCAAAGCAGACAUACUACGCACCAAGUUGCAGGGGGUGACUAAAAGAAAGCCCAAGCAAAAAAUAGUCGUUGACACGCCAAACGGCGAAAAGUCUCGCCGCAAGUUUGGCCAGUUCGCCACUCUGCCGAAAAAGUUCACAUUCAAUGCACCCAAAGUGAACUUCUCCACGGCCUUUGGGCACUUCUCCCGAAGAUCCGUGGACCCAAAUGAAUCUAGUACUGAUGAAACGAAGAGUAUUCGGGACGAGACGAAGAAUGGUCGGGAAGAGACGAAGAUUGGUCGAUUUUCGCUGCCACGUUUUGGAUUAUCCAGGACGUCGUCAGAAUCUCCGAAACCGUCAAAAUCCGCAAAAAUCGGUGGCUCCCGGCUGUCUAUACCGGGUUUCCGGGCGCGCACUUGGUCGGAUGCGUCAAAAGUGUCAAAGCCGGAAAGUCCUAAACCUCGGAUAAUGGAUUUCGGCACGUACCCGAGAAUUUUUUCCAAACGUAGGAAAACCAACGCGGCGAACAAAGCAAAAACGCCGCCACCGUCGUCCGACGGAGGAGAACCAGAAUCGAACAACUACAAGCGGAAGGACUCUUUCCAUCGGCGUUUCUUUCGGUCACAUAAAGAGUCAACACCGGCUCCGACGGAAGAACAGACUGCCACGCUGGCUGUGGAAGAAGAGCUGGACGAGCCACCACUGCAGGUAUCCAAAGAAUCACUGGCCGAAUUCGGGGACAGCGAUCUACAGGAAGUGAUAUCGCUAAGCGACGACUGYAGCAGAUCAAAGGACACGAAGAGCUUGUACGAGCACCGAUCGGGCGUGAUCGAGGAGAUUGAUUCUGACGAAUUUUUCCUGCGCGAAAAAGGUCUGAGUCGUGGUAAUGUGCACAUCAGCAAUUAUCUGUCGUCGGAGAUCAGAGACGUGUUCCGGUCGAACCGGACACGGUCCGUGGAAGGCGUUAAUGACAAUGGCAACRGMGGAAUCACCAGAAACAACCGCGACUCCAGUAGCGGUAUCGCCACGCCCGUUAGACCGUCGCGGACYAAUUCGUUGAGAAGACCUAACCGGCAAACUGCAACUGAAGCGAACACCGAGCGAUCCUAUGUCGCUGAUCGGUUCAGCACGAUGCCGAAAUCGUUUGGCGGCACCAAGUCGUUAAAGAAACCGGAAGACGACAUGCCCGAGAACAUCAUCACCAGUCAGACGUUUGAACCGUCGCAAAAUCCAGUGCUCCCUUCCGGAGUGCCCUGGAGGACUUCCAGUAGGCAGACUGUCGCCGCCACCGUCACACACAUGCCGCCUAAACCACCGACCAGACAACGUAUGUCCAAGUUUUCCUCGUUUGACACGCGGUCGAUGAUUGAUUUGUCCAGAAAGAGAAGCCAGUCACAAAUCGGAUUCCAGCAGUCAAUGAACUUUUCGGAGACCGUGCCAAAAGCACCGAUGCGUCGGUCCAGGACUUCGUUGGCCGGUUCCGACCACGAUAUUUCGGUGGCGGUGGCCGAUUGUGGCAGCCGGCCACUGUGGGCCGUCAACGGCAGUGGUGCAGGAGUGCCGACGCCGCCAUUGCGCCGUUCGCGGAUGUCGCUCUCGGCGGACGCGGACGUCGAGGAGCGGUCGGCGACGGCCGCCGCGGUAAAUGGUAAUAUGUCCGCGAGGUCCGCCGGCUCCACGCCUCCUCGGCCACCCCCGCCGCGGACGACGACGACGACGACGACAACGUAUUCCGCGGUCGCGGGUUACGCGACGGUGGACAAGUCGUCGCAAUCAUCCGCGACACUGCUGUUACCGCCACAGUCACCGAUGCGGCACAGACGUAAAAAAUCAUACGACGUGAUCAAAAGCCAAGAGUUUGGAGCGUUUUUCACCAUACCGAGGUCGUACAGCUACAGCGAUAGGAAUGCGAGACCGUCAACGACUGCAGAAGAUACCUCAUCCAUCACCGCUAAACUGCCGCCGCCRUCGAGACCGGCGCGUGCCUACAACACUCUGGGACCGUCUCGACCACUCCGGCGCCGGUUACCGGUCAGCGAACACGAGUACGGCGACGUGGCCGAAAACGGCAGUGGCGGCCACCACAAUGACGAGGACCGCGACCACGACAGAACCGACGGGACGGCCAAAGCGGCGGCGGCGUUGUGUUCGGGCGACGUGAUCGAAAAGAUGAAACUUCGGCCGUUGCCGUCGCCGCCACCACCGCCGCGCAAGUCCAGAGCGGCCGACGACACUGGCACGCCCGAACCCCAACGGCGCAGGAACACCGAUUCGGCCCUGGUCCCUUUUUUAGAUCGGCGAGAAACGUCUGCAACAUCGUCUAACAACGAUUUCUUUGCCGACGUUUCUCGUGCGCUCCUCGCGUCUGCCGCCAAAAACGCCGUUGUUACCCGCGCCGACGAUGACGUGUCCGUGGCCGUCCAGACCGACCCGUCGCCAGCGGCUGCUAAUGGUUACGCGUCGGACGGCCACCGCGACGAUGGAUCCUGCUGUUCGGCCGAUUCGUACGACCGACCGUCAAAGUCUACUGCAGCAGCAGUCGGAUCUGCAACGUGCCGAAAUCUCACUCCGAACACCCUGACCGCCACUGACCGACCCAGGACUCGGUCGUCGUCUCAGGUCACCGAGUACGUCGACCGGCCGACGUCCAGCAUGUCGGUAACCGCGGCAGACGACUGCAGCUGCAACGGUUACGCCAUGGUGUCCGACGCGACCGCUACGGGCGGCGUCACUGCAGUGCGUGCGCAACGCAUAACCGUCGAGGAACUGCAAGUGGGCAGGAUGAUCGUGGCCGACAUACUCGGCCAGCGCAUGGCCGUCGACGAAACGUCCGGAUCGAGUCUGAAGGUCGCUCAAUUCGCCGCGGCGGCUCAGCAUCCGUCUCUGCUGCGGGACGCCGCUGCCGCCGUUCAAGCCGCGCCCGCAGAUGCAUCAGACGACCCGAUGACAGCGCACGUGCCGCAGCUGCAGGACGACACCGCGUCGGUUCAAUCUUCGCGCGUGUCGUCCAUGUACCCGGAAGUGGAUUCGGACGAGGAUCGGGCCAGCGUGUUGGCCGCGCCCACGCCGCCGCGCCGACGCAGCAAGCCUCCGUGCUCGCCCCGUUCGGCCGCCGCCGCCGACCACCACGGCCAGGGCAAGAACGGCAGACCAUCGGGAACCGUCGGCGCCGCCGACCUGUCCACCGCCGACCCGUCCAUCACCGAACUCAGCUGUCAGCUGUUCCGGUUGUGUCACUCGAACGUGUGCAGCCUGUUCACCAAAGUCGUCCAGCAGGUGGUGCCGGAGGACACGGAGAAGCGGCGCGACCUGCAGGCCGCCCUGUGCUUCCUGAGCAUCAUACUCGCCGGCCUACUGAUCCUGGGCUUCGGUAACGAGAAGACCAUCCAUCACCACCACUGGGACUUUCAAUUUCCACCCAAUCAGUAGCCAGUCUCGCCUCCCCGUCGGGAGUCGUUUUACGACGCAGCUGUUGUUAUUAUUUGUUAUUGUUGCUAACCGGUCGUUGUUUCUCUUUAAGUUUUGCAUUUCGAUAUUUUGGGCGUAUGUAAUUUGCGCCACUUUUUAAAUUUGUAAUUUGCGCCAAAUAAAAUUAAAUAAAAAGGAAUUAUGUAAUCUGUGCCCUAGAGUACCUACUAAAAUUGUAAUUUGCGCCACUUAUAUWAUAAUWAWAUAAAUAACUCGAUGUUUAUUAAAUAUGUAAAUUAUCGUUAAGUAAUAAAACAUAUUAUUAUAAAAAUCAGUCAUAUUAAACUCGUAAUUAUUAUAAAUACAUGUAURUAAAAAAUCAAACUCCAUGCAUGUUAAACAUCUAAAUUGUCGUUAAUUAAUAAAACAUAUAAAAAUCAGUCAUAUAAUUAUAAAUAAUUCGACGAUAUUGAGACGAUAUGUGACACGCGUCGGACGCAUCGGUACGUAUUAUUGUAUAUGUCCUAUUAUGCGAUAUCACUAAAUUUAUCUGCUGGUAAAUUCCAACUGCUAUUAAAGUUGAAAGUGUGACGCAAAUUACAUAUUCCAUUUUGUUUUCUUUAGUGGCGC
Diuraphis noxia (Russian wheat aphid) is the source of this 4930-nucleotide messenger RNA. RefSeq lists its product as uncharacterized. NCBI's taxonomy places the organism in Eukaryota, Metazoa, Arthropoda, Insecta, Hemiptera, Aphididae. The record is from RefSeq and is a predicted model, not a curated record.